AUGAAGCACACAUUUGCCGAAAAAGCUUCCGAUACAGGGGGCGUAAAGCCUAUGUCCAUUGAGGGACGGUUGAACACUGAAAGAGAACGUCUAUUUGAAAUGAGUGACGAAGAACGAGCAUAUCGCAAUCAAUGGCUCAAAGAUCAGAUAUUAUCGCCAGAGGAACCAAAACAAGUCCCAGAGUUUUAUAAAGCGACUCACAAUAUAUUUAAGAGAUUUUACCGUUGGCCGUUAAAUUGUCUCGAAAAUGUUUUGGUACCAAUAAUUGGAGCUCCAAGGGCGAGCGUGCUAAGAUGGAUGAUGGGCAAGACAGGCAUAAGCAUUGCUAUAACGUAUUGGAUGUGGUAUAACUUAAAAUAUAAUGGCAAUAAUUGGGAGAAAAAAGGGGGAUGGAGGGUUCUUGUUUCCCGCAAAGCUAUUGUUCCUGGGGACAAAAAUUAUCCAUUUGUUUCUGAUAGAACUGUUGGAGCCGACUAUGCUUCCAGGGGAUUCAAAGAAGUUACUUUGAACUUGUAG
Ceutorhynchus assimilis (cabbage seed weevil) is the source of this 516-nucleotide messenger RNA. NCBI's taxonomy places the organism in Eukaryota, Metazoa, Arthropoda, Insecta, Coleoptera, Curculionidae. The record is from the annotation of a GenBank genome assembly.